CCCAACCUACAAUAUGAUUACUGCUCUACUUGUUUCACCACUGGUGUAACGUCGGACUCUGCUUUCACAGUAGAACCACAGGAGCAAAAAUCACAAGAAUUCGUCGUUGAAGGCUCAUUUCCUCUGCUGCUUGUACCCCAGUCUAUCAUAGCCCGGUCUAAUAUCAGCUAUUCGGUCCGGGUCCUGGGUCGCUCUCUUUUUAAGUUGCUACGAGGACACGGAGGCUGAAGUGACAUUUUGCUACGUUAACGUUAAUUCAUUCACCCACAACAACAACAAUGGCAGCGCAGGAUUUUAAUUUCUUGCUUGCGACGGAUUCCUACAAGAUCACACACUACAAACAGUAUCCACCUAACGUCAGCAAAAUCUACUCCUACUUCGAAUGCAGACGCAAGAAAGGUUCCCAGUUCAAUGAAGUGGUGUUCUUCGGUCUUCAGUACCUGCUGAAGAAGUACCUCACAGGGCCUGUGGUCACAGAGGAGAAGAUUCAGGAAGCCAAGCUCUUCUACCAGAUGCACUUCAAACAAGCUGUGUUCGAUGAGGAAAGCUGGAGGAAAGUUCUCGAGAAACAUGAUGGCCGUCUCCCUAUCCGGAUCAAAGCUGUCCCUGAGGGAAGGAUCAUACCGAGAGGAAACGUGCUCUUCACUGUGGAGAACACAGACCCCAACUUCUACUGGCUCACCAACUACAUUGAGACCAUGCUGGUUCAGAUGUGGUAUCCCAUCACGGUAGCCACAGUUUCCAGGGAGUUUAAGAAGAUCCUGGCCAAGCACCUGAAGGCCACGUCAGGGAGCUUGGAAGGCCUGGACCUGAAACUGCACGACUUUGGCUACAGAGGAGUCUCCUCACAGGAGUCUGCAGCAUUAGGUGGAGCAGCUCACCUGGUUAAUUUCUGCAGUACAGACACAGUGGCUGGGCUGCUGAUGGCUCAGAGGUAUUAUGGCUGCCCAAUGGCUGGCUUCUCCAUCCCAGCAGCAGAGCACAGCACCAUCAUCUCCUGGGGGAGGAGCAGGGAGAAGGAGGCAUUUGAGCGAGUCCUGGACCAGUUCUCCUCUGGACCAGUCUCUGUGGUCAGCGACAGCUACGACAUCUUUAACGCCUGUAAACACAUCUGGGGAGACAAACUGAAGGAGCGAGUCAUGGAGCGCAGUCAGGACUCCUGUCUGGUCAUCAGGCCAGACUCUGGAGAUCCCGCAGAGACUCUUGUUGAGGUUAUCAAGAUUUUAGAAGAGUGUUUUGGCUGUUCUCUGAACUCGGUUGGAUACAAGGUGCUGCCAUCGUACCUGCGAAUCAUCCAAGGAGACGGCAUCGACCUCAGCUCAGUGGACGAGAUUCUCCAGAAGCUGAGUGAUGAAGGCUGGAGUGCUGAGAACGUCUUCUUCGGAUGUGGCAGCGCUUUACUUCAGAAACUCAACAGAGAUACACUCAGCUGUGCCUUCAAGUGCAGCUACGUGGAGACUAAUGGCAAGGGGAUGGAUGUGUACAAGCAGCCAGUGACUGACCCAUCCAAGAGGUCAAAGAGGGGACGGCUAUCACUGCGGAGAAACUCUGAUGGCUUCUUAGAGACAGUGGAAAGAGGAGCGGGAAAACCUGAGGAGGACCUGCUGGUGACUGUGUUUGAGAACGGCAGCCUGGUGCAGGACUACUCCCUGGAAGAGAUCAGGAAGAAUGCUAGGCUGCGCGACGACGAGCUGAAUCCAACCCUGCACAACCACGAACAGGAGCUGCUGCACAACCACAUCAUCAACGGGAUCCAUUAGCUGCUCCACAGCCUCUCGCCACCAUGCAAACGACACUUCAGUGUUUAACAGGCUGUACUGGAAUCAAGACUGCGGUGUUUCAGAAAGGCACCCUUCUAAGUAUAAACUGAACACGUUGAAUGGGAGUGAAAAGCAUUCACCACCAAGCACUACCACACCCCACCCCCACCACCCUGCCACUUCAUCCUGAGGAGCCCAUUGAUUAUAGGUAGAUUAGCUUCUUUCACUUUCUCUUGUAGCCAAACACUCACAGCACAUCCUCAGUGGCCAGACAGUCACUCUGCCCGGCAUGGCCGUGACCACAACUGAAGCUCAGGGUCAAAUACAAUAAGCUACAUUAGUUUUUCGUCUUUUAUUUUUUGAUUUAAAGACACUUCCUGAAUUUGCAGUUUGAAUUGAACUCUACAACAUAAUUGGGGAGCAUGUCUUUAGAGAUAUUUUCAUUGCUGAUGUGCAGUAUCUGAGAAAUUUCAGGCCAAAAAUGUCUUUAACUUCCAAAUAUUCCAAGCUUCCAUUAGAUUUCUUUUUCUAUUAGAGUAGAAAAAACUUUGAAGCAGCAUUUUAGACACAACAAUUUAUGAAUAAAUAGUUACAGUAUUGCUGAUUAUUGGAUUAGUGAUACAUCAUUAGCUGCUACACUGCUUGGUACAUAAUAUUUCAUUAUCAGCAGAGCAGUAUGUUGCUCCAGCCUUACCUGCUGCCAUUUAGUUAGUUUCCAGUCACAUAGAUUUAAUUUGCUUGCUUAAUGAAGAUUCAGCCUCUAACAAGCAUAGCAGACUUCAGAUAUGAAAGGGAAACACAAACCAUAUGCACAAUUUAAUCACAACCAGUGACCAGUAAUGAUAAAUAAAUAAAUCACUUUAUGUUGUGCUGCCACAGAAAAAAAAGCUAAAUCAGUGAAACUAAACCUGUUGUUACUGAUCCCACUGACCCACAAAGCACAGUCCGUGGAAUCCCAGAGUAGUCAAUAUUUAAUAAUUUAAAAAUUCAUUAAAUAAUCACCAAUAAUUAAACAAUAUAAAUAAAUGAAUAAUAAUUCAAUAAUAAAUGAUUAAUCAUAUGAAUAGCCUGCUUUGUAAAAUAAUUGAAGUAAUUAUUGAAACUCAAGUCACUUUUAUGAACUAUUAUUUCAUCAUUCAUUUUUGUAAUAACAUUUAUUUCAUUUUAUUUAAUAAUAGAUCUUUUCAUGACAGUGAUGCUGGGAACAGUCACUUCCUCAUGUAGCCCCUGCUUCUCUUCUGUUAGCGAGCUAAGCUGCAGCCAUCAAAUGUAGCUAGUAGCUAGGUCAACGAUAAUGUCAACGUUAUUAUGAAUCAACCAACAAGAGGUUUCUGCUGUGAAUAAGCAACACAGACACAGUGACUACAAGGCUGCUCGGGCCAAAGGAGCCACUGUUAGCGGUGAUAGCUAACACUGCUAACAGUGCUCCUGUUGGCUUGAGCAGCCACAUAUAUAAACGGAGAUGUUCAUUUCAGUGUCUUUAUACUGUAUUAAUUAACAGUAGUAGCUGGACAGCUGAUUCAGAGCACCUGGACAUUGUUGUUGCUCAUGCCAACAGGAAAUAACAGGCUAAUUCUGCCAGCUAUUGCUUAGCUUACUUGCUGUGAUUGGCUGAAAUGAGAGAGGGUGGUGACAACACCACUGUCAAGAAAAGUGUCAUGAAAAAAACAGAUUUCUAUAAAAAUAAAUGAACAAAUAACAUUUUAUAACAGUGAGCUAAGUUUUAAUGUUUUCUUGAAGGAUUUUCACAAAUUAUAGUUUCACAAUUUAUUCAUCUGUCUCUUAUGAUUGUUUAAUAUUGAUCACUUUGAAGCUCCAUAUAUUCCUUAAUUAUUAAGUCUUGUGAUCAGUUCUGCUGGAGUCCAGAUUGUGAGUUUAAAUCACUGCUUUCCAACCGUUGUGACCGUUUAAAGUGAAGCUGUGUUUCCAGAGGACUGUGGAGGUAUUUGACCUAAUUCACUUUCCAUAAAUCAAAGCAAAUAGUGACUUUGAAGUUUUCUCUUAACUGGAAUUGAUGGAGGUGUAGACACAUUCUUGUUUUCCUGUUUCCAUUUAAACACUUGAACUGCUAUAUUUGCUAAUGUCUUCUGUUUUGGUGAGAUACAAUAGGACAUAUAUGAUAGUAUUUGUUACGUAAUUAAGGAAUAUUAUAACAGUAACUGUUGAACUGAUUUGACAGACGUAUACUGAAAUGAAGUUGCAGUGAACAUGGCUCAUUCAGUCAUCAUCUGUAGUAGAGACAGCACACUGCUGUAUGUGCUGUGGAAAGACUGCUGCUAUAAUAACACACAGUGAAGGCACAUCACACUGCUCUCAUGUUCACACAGGACUGAUGCUUCCUCUGUCAUGUGUCAUUUCAACUUGUGUUUAAAGCUGGCGCUAUAAUUCAGUAUUAUUCUUCAGUCACGUGAUCAUAAUGGAGGUGUGAUGGUUCACGGCUCUCACACCUAAAUCCAUGUGAUCAAUAAAUGUAAAAUUAGAUUUUCUGAAGAUUCUCUGAACACAUAAGCAUUUCAAUUAAUUAGAUGAAUAUAAAGUAGUUUGAUCACAUGAUGUUUAAUGUUUUAGUUAUUAAAAUAACACAGUGUCUUCAUGUUGAGAUAAUGCAUUGUAUUGACUCAGAUCACAGAUAGCUGAUGUGAUGAUGCAGGAAAUGUGUCAUCAAGCAAAACCGCUCAGCUCAGACGGAUCAGGUCAAGGUGUUUAUUUCACAAUCGUUUGGUUUUCAAUCUACAAAGUGAUUUUUUUUUUUUUUUUUUUUUUAAUUUUCCAGCAUCAUUUGCUGUUUGAUACAGUUUCGAUUUUGACUAUUGAUUAUUUGUUUUUGCAAAUAAACCUUAUAAAAGAGGCCGGACAUUAAGCUGCCUCACCACAUGGUAAAGUAACUAAAACGUACUUGAUUGGUGAAAGUCUAAAUCCCUAGAUGGAGCAAUACAGAUAUUAGUAAAGAGACAGGGUAAGACAUUUAUUGACACUCAGGUUUGAUUGGCAAAUGAAAGUUGGGUUUUUUAUGAACAUUAAAGGAAAAAUAUGAAUAAAUAAAACCCAGAUAUUCUCCUAGAGAUAAAGUCCUUGAGGUUCUACCUGUUUAUGAUGUAGUUUUAGCACUCAGUCUAUUUAACCCUAACCCUAACCCUAGCCUUUCAACAAACCUCUACCUGGGGCAUUUAUUAUUAUUAUUAUUUCAAUCAAAAGGCACAGAUCGUUUUGCAGACCCAUAUAAACCCAUGUAAGCUGUGUUUCAGAGGAUUCACACUGUGGUAGAGCGUCAUGUAAACGUAUCAUCUGAUCACCUGCUUUAACCAACAUGAUAUAAAAUAUACUCAAUUAUGCAGCGGCUCCUUCCCUGUUUUGGGCAGGAAACGAUACAACAACCAGCUGGUUCGUCUGCCAUGUGAGGAGACGUUAGAUAACCGAACUUGUGUCACAACAGAUGCAAACGAGCUACAGAGGCGAAGACAAAUGAAAACACAAAUCUACUCAUCUUUGGGGGGGGCUAAGCUCAUUUUUAUUUUUUGAACAAAUAACAAAGCUACUGCCAUUUUUUCUGAUUAGGUCUUUUGAUGUAUUGAAUCUUCUUACUCUCCUUUCAUGCCCUUUUACUUUCUGUUGACAUGGUGGUGUUUUUUCAGUAAACUGUUCCACAGUAAUCAGUUCAGUUUCAGACUGCAGGCUCGUCUCAUUGAUGACUGGUCUGUACAGAUCAGUGGUGAAGUAAUGAUGCAGUUUGCCACCGACACUGCACAUGGUUUACCUCUUGUGUAGUACCAGCACUAAUCAUACAUGUAACUACACUUUGUAAAUAUCCUUUUGAAACUGAUUUGCUUUAAACUGAUCUGUAUCUUUUAAAUGUUCUUUAUCUUUGAUUUUGUUUGUGUUUUAAAAACUGACCUUUUCUAAGAUUAAAAGACCUUCAACAGCUUCAAA
Messenger RNA from Seriola aureovittata, 5687 nucleotides. RefSeq names its product nicotinamide phosphoribosyltransferase 2 (gene nampt2). Bases 279 to 1760 code for a protein of 493 amino acids. Gene Ontology annotation, biological process: NAD+ biosynthetic process. The record is from RefSeq and is a predicted model, not a curated record. Gene Ontology annotation, molecular function: nicotinamide phosphoribosyltransferase activity. The transcript is spliced from 11 exons. NCBI's taxonomy places the organism in Eukaryota, Metazoa, Chordata, Actinopteri, Carangiformes, Carangidae.